Phyllotreta striolata is the source of this 1138-nucleotide messenger RNA. NCBI's taxonomy places the organism in Eukaryota, Metazoa, Arthropoda, Insecta, Coleoptera, Chrysomelidae. The record is from the annotation of a GenBank genome assembly.
UUACAAAUAACAAUAAGCAAAUAAGCCAAUGUGCAAAACUGGAUUUUAUUUAAAUUUUUUAAAUUUUUAUAAAACCGGUAACGCAACUUUAGCCAGAACCUAACCUAACUCACAAUACGUACGUGUCAAAGUCAAAGUUCAAAAGUCAUAACAAACAACAAGUCACGAGUGACAGUGACACAAAACAUAUGAUCGAGUUUUUGUUUUCGCGAAACAUUCGCAAACUCGGCAGUAAAAUCGUUUUUCGCAUUAACAAUUUUCCGCGCAUGAAAUGCGAUACAAGGUGAGAUGUUGUCGAGCUUGAAAGAAAAAAUCCUAAACGUGACCUUGUUCAACACCGAAGAACAGCAAAUCAAGCGGAAUCCGGUCAACAUCAAUGCAGGCGCUGAACUAUUGGCGCAUUUUCAAAACCAAUGGGAGGAUUUGCACGAAUUGAACGAAAAAAACGCCGCCGAAGCGGCCAAAGCGGCAGGUGAAAUCGAAAAGAUAACUAAAUUCGUCAACGACAACAAAAUGAACAUAGCUCUCAUCAACCACAUUUUGUCCAAUUCCAAUUUAAUAAAGAACAUCGACAAAUGUACGGACACUAUUCAAGACUUGUACGGUUUAUCGGAGAAUUUAGAAAAGCAGCUAGUCGAGUUAGAAGUCCUCAUAGACCAAACGAAUUUCGAAAAACUCAAAAACAGGCAUCGUUACCACUUGGAACAAUACGAAAAGAGGAAAGAAGAGUCCUUCGAGAAAUACAAGACCGAAUUGGAAAAGAAACACCUGAAGAAAGUGGAAGAGUACGAGGCCAGCAAGAAGGCUUUAAUGCAAGAGAGACAGCAAGUAUUUCAAGAUGCCUUUAAAACCGACAUAGAAAUGUACAAAAAUUUAGGAACAGUUCCAUCCAAAAUCAAUUCAAAUCAAAACGGGGCUCUGCUAGAAGAAAUUCAACUCGACUUUGACCAAAGCGAGUUGGAUCAGUUUUUUAACGAUGAAGAAAAUAAAUAAUCCAGUAUAACUGAACGGAGUAUUAAAUACUAAGAGAUUAUAUUUUUGUAAAUAAUCAAAUUGUUAUGAAUUUAGUUUUAAGUCUAUUUGAAUACCCAAAAUUUGAUAUAUUUACUAUUUUUGUUGAUUAAAAUUUUUUCGAAUA